Messenger RNA from Thlaspi arvense, 1344 nucleotides. The record is from the annotation of a GenBank genome assembly. NCBI's taxonomy places the organism in Eukaryota, Viridiplantae, Streptophyta, Magnoliopsida, Brassicales, Brassicaceae.
AUGCCAGAGAUCGAGAUUGUCGCUGACGGCGGCGAUAACAGCAACAACGCCGCCUUGUUCGGCAAAUACGAGCUCGGGAAGCUCCUUGGAUGCGGCGCCUUCGCCAAGGUCUUCCACGCUCGCGAUCGACGUUCCGGCCAGAGCGUCGCCGUAAAAGUCCUCAACAAGAAGAAGCUCCUCGCGAACCCAGCCCUCGCCAACAACAUCAAGCGCGAGAUCUCCAUCAUGCGGCGUUUGUCUCACCCCAACAUCGUUAGGCUCCACGAGGUGAUGGCGACGAAGGGGAAGAUCUUCUUCGCGAUGGAGUUUGUUAAAGGAGGAGAGCUUUUCAUCAAGAUCUCCAAACACGGCCGUCUCAGCGAAGAUCUCAGCCGCAGAUAUUUCCAGCAAUUGAUCUCAGCCGUCGGUUACUGCCACGCACACGGCGUUUACCACCGCGAUCUCAAGCCGGAGAAUCUACUGAUCGACGAGAACGGGAAUUUGAAGGUUACCGAUUUCGGUCUCAGCGCCUUGACGGAUCAGAUCCGACCCGACGGUCUCUUGCACACCUUGUGCGGCACGCCUGCUUACGUGGCGCCGGAGAUUCUCUCCAAAAAGGGAUACGAAGGCGCAAAGAUCGAUGUGUGGUCGUGUGGCAUCAUCUUGUUUGUUCUCGCCGCCGGUUAUUUGCCGUUUAACGAUCCGAAUCUGAUGAACAUGUACAGGAAGAUUUACAAAGGGGAGUAUCGAUGUCCUCGAUGGAUGUCUCCGGAUCUGAAACGAUUCAUUUCUCGUCUCCUCGAUAUCAAUCCCGAGAAGAGGAUCACCAUCGAUGAGAUCCUGAAGGAUCCUUGGUUCGUGAAAGGAGGACUUAAACAGAUGAAAUUCCACGACGGGAUCGAUAAGGAUUCCGAUUUCGUCAAGGGAGGCGAUGUUAAUUUCGAUGAGAAAGGAGGAGGAGGAGGAGGAGAAUCGGAAGCGGUGAAGAGCCUAAACGCGUUUGAUCUGAUAUCUUACUCAUCGGGAUUAGAUCUCGCCGGUUUGUUUUCCAGCAAUUCGGUUGGAGAAUCGGAGAGGUUCGUCUCGGAGAAAUCGCCGGAAGCGCUUUCGGAGGAAAUCGAAGGAUUCGCAAAGGCAGAGAAGCUGAGGGUGAAGAAGAAGAAGGACGAAUAUGGGUUCGAAAUGGAAGGGCAAAACGGGAAAUUCAUAAUCGGGAUAUACGUUUCGCGGCUGAACGAUCUGCUAGUGGUGGUGGAGGCGAGGCGGAGAGGUGGCGACGCCGAUUGCUACAAGGAAAUGUGGAAUAACAAACUCAGGCUUCAGCUUAUUCGCGUUUGCGAUCAAACGCCAACCACUACUAUUUAA